UCCCGGCCAGAGCACCAGGCGGGCCUUCCUUGUUGCAACACACAGAAUUAUCUGAAGAAAUGGAUACGUCUCCUUCCAAAACAUGUCCAGUUAAAAAACGGGUGAAAAUACAUCCCAACACAGUGAUGGUAAAAUACACUUCUCAUUAUCCUCAGCCUGGGGAUGAUGGAUAUGAAGAAAUUAAUGAAGAUUAUGGAAAUUUUAUGGAGGAAAAUUCAAAGAAAGGCCUGCUGAGUGAAAUGAAAAGAAAAGGAAGAACUUUUUUUGGAACCAUGGAUACCCGACCUCCACCAACAAAAGACCCCAUGACCAAUGAGAUUGGACAAUUCCAGAGCUUUGCAGAAAAAAACAUUUUUCAAUCCAGAAAAAUGUGGAUAGUGCUGUUUGGAUCUGCUUUGGCUCAUGGAUGUGUAGCUCUUAUCACUAGGCUCGUUUCUGAUCGUUCUAAAGUUCCAUCUCUAGAACUGAUUUUUAUCCGUUCUGUCUUACAGGUCUUGUCUGUGUUAGUUGUUUGUUACUACCAGGAGGCCCCCUUUGGACCCAGUGGAUAUAGAUUACGUCUCUUCUUUUAUGGUGUAUGCAAUGUCAUUUCUAUCACCUGUGCUUAUACAUCAUUUUCUAUAGUUCCUCCCAGCAAUGGGACCACUAUGUGGAGAGCCACCACCACAGUCUUCAGUGCCAUUUUGGCUUUUUUACUUGUAGAUGAGAAAAUGGCUUAUAUUGAUAUGGCUACAGUUAUUUGCAGCAUCUUAGGUGUUUGUCUUGUCAUGAUCCCCAACAUAGUUAAUGAAGAAAAUUCCUUGUUAAAUGCUUGGAAAGAAGCCUUUGGAUACACUAUGACUGUGAUGGCUGGGCUGACCACUGCUCUUUCCAUGAUAGUAUAUAGAUCUAUUAAGGAGAAGAUUAGCAUGUGGACUGCACUGUUUACCUUUGGUUGGACCGGGACAGUCUGGGGAUUAUCUACUAUGUUCAUUCUUCAAGAACCCAUUAUCCCAUUAGAUGUAGAAACCUGGAGUUAUCUCAUUGCUAUAUGUGUCUGUUCUACUGUAGCAUACUUAGGAGUUUAUUAUGCCUUGAACAAAUUCCAUCCAGCUUUGGUCAGCACAGUACAACAUCUGGAGAUUGUGGUAGCGAUGGUUUUGCAGCUUCUAGUAUUACACAUAUUUCCUAGUGUCUAUGAUGUCUUUGGAGGAGUAAUCAUUAUGAUUAGUGUUUUUGUCCUUGCAGGCUAUAAACUUUACUGGAGGAAUUUAAGAAGGCAGGAUUAUCAGGAAAUAUUAGACUCUCCCAUUAAAUGAAUAUCUUGUUAACCAUCAGUUAUAAAUAGGUACACUGCCAUUUUAAUAUUCACCAGUGUCUUUUGUGUUGUAUAACUGAGUGCUAUAUAAUUAUAUAUGCAGAUACAGAAAAAUAUAUUCUAGUCUAAUAUAUUAAAAAACAAAUAUUAUAUAUGUGAAAUA
Messenger RNA from Molossus molossus (Pallas's mastiff bat), 1460 nucleotides. It is a transcript of the gene SLC35G2, whose product is annotated as solute carrier family 35 member G2. The coding region runs from base 60 to 1298 and encodes 412 amino acids. NCBI's taxonomy places the organism in Eukaryota, Metazoa, Chordata, Mammalia, Chiroptera, Molossidae. Gene Ontology annotation, cellular component: plasma membrane. The record is from RefSeq and is a predicted model, not a curated record. The transcript is spliced from 2 exons.